UCGCGCUCUAGUAACAUUACAUCAGCACUUAUUGUUGUGUAACCUUAAAUUGAGAAUGAGUGGAAGUGGGACACAGUCUUUGUUUUUCCUCAAUCUUCCGGACCUGAGGAAUUUAUGUUGUGUAAAUCUGUUCUUUCCGAACAAUUGCGAUGAAGGAGAAAUGAGAAACAAACAAGUGAAAACCUGCAGGGAGCUUGUUCUCUUGCAUUCAGACAUUGUUGCUUCUCCUGUGUUGGGCCAUUUUGGGGGCAUCACUGUUAUAAUGACUAUUAGAUUUUACAAGAGCGGUAUUACCCAGGCCUUUGCACAGAAACAUGGUCUACAGUUCAACCCUCCUCAAAGGGUAUUUCCUGCGGUUCUGCAGACGUGUUUGUCUUAUUCUGUGACUGCUAGACUGGCCCCUAAAUGGAACAAAGCAGGCCAAUAUCUUGUAGCAGGAAAAGAUUUCCUCAGUGACUCUGGAAAACUCAAUGCAGUUGUGCUUGAGCUGAGUAUCACUGAGACUCAACUGUGUGUCAGUGUGGAAGCCAACACAGUCAGACUUCCUCCAGCUGUGAUAAAGGAUUUUGAUAUUCCUGCUCCUGUGGUGAAAAACUUCCUCUGCACUGAUGAUGCUGUGUUGCAUACAGUGAUGCCAAAUAACUGGUGCCACAUUCUGCCAAGUAUGAAGAAAGGCCAAAUCAUUAGCAUCAGUCGCAGGAUUCCACAGGAAAGCCCGUUCCAAUCUUAUAUGGAGUUUCAAAAGCACUGGAGCAACAUGUAUGGAUAUCAGCUGCCCUCAGUAAGUGAAGAGGAAGUCAUGUACUGCAGUGUGUACUUUAAACCAAUAGGUGACAAGCUGUUCACAUAUCCAUUGUGCUGUAUCCGCACUCUGCCGGUACAGUGCUUUCCCAGAGUGGACCUGCAGGGGGUGCUGGGAACCUUCAAAUCAGAUCUGCAGGCCGGACUUGAGAGUGUGUGCGGUUUGCCGGUGCGGAUGACCUGCAAGCCUUGCUACUACACCAGUGAACUGAACAGACCAGACACUCAGUGCUUUGGGCCCCUGCCUGUAAACGUGACAACAGAAAACAGCAGCAGAGCUGUACUGAACCAGCUUCCCAGCAGCUGCCCACGCGACGCAGUGCAACACCGCUCCAGUCAGUGUGACUCAACUGGAAAACAGACUGAAAAGAAAAAGCGAUCCAGUUUGGAUUCGUCUGUUGACCAGAAAGGCUGGACGUCCUCCAACUUGGCAACUCAGUCCUCUUCCUCUCCCACUAAUGUUCAUUUUAUUCACAUCCAGUCACAGUCUGCACUUCCAAGACCAAAGCUUGUGCCAAUCUUCAAAAACAAAUCACACACCCGCCAUGUGAACGUGACUGAGAUGCUUGCAGUGAAACAGCAGCAGGGGCCGGAAGAGCAGAAGCUGACAGCAGUUAGAAGGCCUCUGUCAUCUACUUGUCUGUCAUCGUCUUCCAAACCCCACUGCUCCACACCACCAGCCUCUUCUAACCAGUUCUCCAGGCCUCCAGCCCCGGAGCGGAUGACUUUACCCUUUUCUAAGAGUAAGGAAAAGACCAACAGUGGAGUCACUGGGAUUCUCCCUCCUCUGCCUUUAGUACAGAUGCAGCCCCAAAUCAUGCCUGAGAUCCCCAGCAAUAGAGGAGACACGUUUGAGUCAAAACCAAAGAAGCUCAAACAGAGUGUGCAGCACGUGGAAGUGUAUGCGACAAGCAAUCAGCUCUCAAAGGUCAACUCCGGGACUCUGCAGGCAUGGUUGAAGAGUCGAGGGUUCAAUGUGCGCUCAAAGGAUAAGAAAGAGGAGCUGGUGUCAAAGGUCAUGAAGUGUCUGAGUGAAACUUAGGUGUGUUGGGUUGGGUUACUCGCCUAAAAACACACUAUAGAGACCUUGCAUACUGAGUUUUUGUUUGUUCCAUUGAUAAACUGUUUACAGUUCAAUACGUUUGCCAUGAGUUAGGCCAUAUUCGUUGCACAUGACAUUUAGCUUCAGCUUUUUUCUCAAGCAAGACCUUGUAAGCUAAAAUCUGUUGUUUAAUUGGAUCCAGAGUUUAGAGAGAGCUACAGAUAAAUAAAAA
Sinocyclocheilus rhinocerous is the source of this 2075-nucleotide messenger RNA. It is a transcript of the gene cunh18orf63, whose product is annotated as chromosome unknown C18orf63 homolog. The record is from RefSeq and is a predicted model, not a curated record. The transcript has 14 exons. Bases 56 to 1843 code for a protein of 595 amino acids. NCBI's taxonomy places the organism in Eukaryota, Metazoa, Chordata, Actinopteri, Cypriniformes, Cyprinidae.